This is a messenger RNA of Homalodisca vitripennis (glassy-winged sharpshooter), 917 nucleotides long. RefSeq lists its product as uncharacterized. The transcript has 2 exons. Lineage: Eukaryota; Metazoa; Arthropoda; Insecta; Hemiptera; Cicadellidae. The record is from RefSeq and is a predicted model, not a curated record. Bases 162 to 857 code for a protein of 231 amino acids.
GUCUGAAGUACAAGGCAGGCAGUAUUAAUUGGAUGGAGAUACAAAUCAGCUGCAAAGUAAUAAUUUUGAUAAUAGAAACAAUACAAUCUAUAUCUAAAUCUGUGUUUCCUAUAAGUUUUUAAGUAACUUAGUAUUAAAAGAUAAUCUGUAUUGAUUUAAAAAUGGAUACAACUGAGCAUACUUUUGAUUCAGAAGACUUAGCAGUAUUCUAUAAAUCAUUACAACUUCUUCAUUCUCCAAAAAUAGAUUCACAACGAAAACUGUUUCAUUUACUACAACAAAGUAUUCGUAAACAUCAUCCUAAUAUCAAGUCAGGUGUUAAAAAAAAGUUUCUGGAUGACUCUUCUUCAGAAUACAAUGUACCAAAUAAGGCAGAUGAUAGUCAAGUCGAAGCCCCAGCAACUACCAUUGUCAGCCAACGUGAUCCUAGACUCCACAAGGGGUCUUCUAUUCCUAAGCCUACAAGUUUCAGCACUAGAGAUCCCAGAGUCAGAGUUCAACAAAGUGAUAACAAACUGGAACCAGAAUCUAAACCUGCAUUAUCUGUUUCACAGUCAUAUGAUAACUACUCAACCUUUAAGUUGCCGCAGGCAAACAAUACUACAAGUUGUACAAACUCAUUCCCUCAGAACAAGUAUAGAGUUGCUCAUACUUGUAACAGAGAUCAGUCGAGUUUUUCUAAACAAUUGCCAUUGAGACCAAUAUCCAAAAUAUCAUCUCGUAAUAACUACUGCCCAAACCCGGUAAACCUGAAAAAAAUCAGAGCUGUUCUUGCAAGAGGUGACCCAUUCCCAACACAUUUGACCAAAGCAUGUAUAAAUAACAUCACCCCAGAUUUACAAAGAGAAAAAUUGUAGUACUGACAUCACUAAUAAAUGUUCUAUAGAUACUUUUUGCAAUAAAAUAUUUUUGCAUUA